ACGUAGUGUUUCGGGAUUUGCUGAAGUCAAGAAGUUGCUUCCGGUAUUUGAGGCGCUGGGCGUGGCAGCCGGGGCCGUGACAGGAACGGAAUUUCAGUGACACGGGUCCGGGAAAAGGGAAGGAGCCGGAAGCGGGGUGUACGGGAGAGUGGUGCUUGUGACAGGAGUGUGUAGAGCAGAGUUGAAAAUGCCUCGUUUUGCUGCUGGAGAGACCCCAGGAGGGCACAGCUAUGUCUACAAACCGACUAUGAAUGGGGGGCACCGAGCGGAGAAUGGGGUUGUACGGAACGGAUAUGUAAGGAAUGGUGUGUGCCCGGAGGAGAAGUUACCCAAUGGAGGCUUGUACAAGAGACAGUUUAACGAAGCGUUUGAAGAGACUCCGAUGCUGGUGGCUGUUCUCACGUACAUGGGCUAUGGGAUCCUCACUCUCUUUGGAUACCUGCGAGAUUUCCUCAGGGCCUGGAAGAUAGAAAAAUGUCACAAUGCCACGGAGAGGGGUGAACAGAAGGAUUUUGUGCCGCUGUAUCAAGAUUUUGAAAAUUUCUACACACGAAAUUUGUACAUGAGAAUCCGAGAUAACUGGAACAGACCGGUGUGCAGCGUCCCAGGGGAACGAGUGGAUGUCAUGGAGCGGUAUACAGAUGAUUAUAACUGGACCUUCAAAUUUACAGGCAGGACCAUUAAAGGAGUGAUUAACAUGGGCUCAUACAAUUACCUGGGCUUUGCGCAGAAUACUGGCGUUUGUGCAGAUGCAUCCGCUCAGGUUCUUCAUCGGUAUGGAUGUGGGGUGGGCAGCACACGGCAAGAGAUGGGGAAUUUUGAUAAACACGAGGAGCUGGAGCAUCUCGUUGCCCGGUUCCUGGGUGUAGAGGCUGCCCUCACCUAUGGCAUGGGAUUUGCCACUAACUCUAUGAACAUUCCAGCCCUGGCUGGCAAGGGCUGUCUAAUUCUGAGUGACGAGCUGAACCACGCCUCCUUGGUGCUUGGAGCUCGUCUCUCGGGAGCCACCAUUCGAAUCUUCAAGCAUAAUAAUAUGCAGAGUCUGGAAAAGCUGCUCAGGGAUGCUAUUGUGCAUGGACAGCCACGUACACACCGCCCCUGGAAGAAGAUCCUCAUCCUUGUGGAAGGAAUUUACAGUAUGGAGGGCUCAAUUGUUCGCCUGCCUGAAGUGAUUGCGCUAAAGAAAAAAUACAAAGCAUAUCUCUAUCUGGAUGAGGCACACAGCAUUGGGGCCCUUGGCCCCAACGGACGAGGGGUGGUCGAUUACUUUGGACUGGAUCCUAAAGAUGUUGACAUUAUGAUGGGAACGUUUACCAAGAGCUUCGGUGGCGCUGGUGGAUAUAUCGGAGGCAGCAAGGUCAUCAUAGAUUACCUAAGGGCCCAUUCCCACAGCACCGCGUACGCCGCUUCAAUGUCGCCCCCAGUGGCCGAGCAGAUAAUCACUUCUAUGAAGUGCAUAAUGGGAGAGGACGGGAGCACAUUAGGUCAUGAUUGUGUGGCGCAGCUAGCUGAGAAUACACGUUAUUUCCGUCGCCGACUCACUGAGAUGGGAUUUAUCAUCUAUGGGAAUAGUGAUUCGCCAGUGGUUCCUCUGAUGCUGUAUAUGCCAGCAAAGAUUGGAGCGUUUGGCCGAGAGAUGCUGAAGAGAAAUAUUGGUGUAGUUGUAGUUGGCUUUCCAGCAACCCCGAUCAUAGAGUCCAGAGCUCGGUUUUGUGUCUCUGCUGCACACACAAAGGAUAUGCUGGAUCUGGCCCUGAGACAGAUAAGCGAGGUUGGAGAUCUACUACAACUGAAAUACUCCCGGCAUCAGUUUGUGCCAUUACUGGACCGACCCUUUGAUGAAACCACGUACGAGGAGACAGAGGACUGAUACCUACAGGUCAUGGAGUGGGACAUGCUACUAUGCUACCCCCACAAUAUGUUCCCAUCUUGGCAUUAUAUGCCACAUGGACAGAUCACACUGCCCCCUCCUCACAAAUUUCUUUGUUAAUUUUUCCUCUGGGUGGUGGAGAUGAGGUGCCGGUUUAAAUACAUACAUAUAUAUAUUUUCUUUUAUAUAUUAUUUAUUCAGUACGGAACCGGUGAACACUCCACAUCUCUCACAUUCCUUGUCACCCCAAGGCAGCUACACACAGACAUAUAUACAUGCGGGUAUAUAUAACUAUAUAUAAUCACUCGGCAUACAGAAUUCCAGCUGCCUCUUCCUGUCUUCAUAAGAGCAUGAACUUAUCUUAACCCCUCCACUGUCAGAGUGGUUGGGAUGUCAUUAAGUUGGUCACUCUGUCGCUGAAUGGGUUAACUUGGCAAAUAAAUGAUAAAACAGCAUAGGUGCUAUUAAAUGUGCUGUGUUUGUCAGAUUUGGCGGUCUUAGACUUGCAGAAUCAGGUCUGUGUUCAAGUGGGCCCAGAAGUGUCGUCUGAAUGUAUUUGGGGGUUUGGCGACUGGCAGUGCCACAUUUUGUGUGUGAGACUUCUAAAUACCAUGUCUGUGUCUCUGGAGGACCAGUCCAAGUCUUACUAUGUUAAUAAAGAAGCUUGGCCAUAUCUAUCUAUGUGCAUGGAACGGUAUGGCAGUACCAUUUCCGGUUGUGUGCAGGCCUGGUAGCUCUGCAUUCAGUCAUGUACAUGGUAAGGGCCUGGUAGUGCCAUAUCUGGACAUGUGUACGCUGAUGGGCUCGCAGCAAAUUAUCCAUUUAUGUGCAGGGCAAAAACCUGGCAAUGAGCUCCAGCCAUGUGCAUUAAGAGUAGCUUGAGCGUGCCAUCCAGCCAAAUGCACGGAGAGAACCUGGCUGUGCCAUAUCCAGCAGUGUAGAUUUGGAGGAAAUCUGGCUAUGCCAUCUAUAUGCAAGGGGGGCCUUGUAGUGCCAUAUCCAGUCAUGCAUUUGGGUGUCUGGCAGUGCCAUUUCCACUCGUGUGCAUUGGGCAUCUGGCAGUGUGCAUGGUGGUGAGCCUGGUUGGGCCUUCUCAUGGGUACUGGCAGAACCAUAUCAAACAUUGUACACUGGGAAAACAUGGCAGUGCCAUAUCCAGUGAUGUGCAUGGGGUGGGGGUGGGGGGCUGGUAAUGCCGCUCCUUUAUUUGUAAACCCUGUAUUAUUAUUCAUUUGGCAAGUUUCUGGGCACCACUGUGCUCUUUGGCUACAUCAUGGGGGGGACUCUGUGUUGUACAUGUAGCCUAAUUUUUGCCAUCUAACUAGCCUGACCCACCAACCUACAGUAUCUGUGCCUCAAACCGGCAACCAGUAGUUAAUUAAUAAGCUAUUUUAACCUCUGACACCGCUGGUAAAGACCAUAAAAUAUUGUUUAACAAACUAGUUUUGGGAUCAGGGCAAAAAUGUUCUGAGUGGGACCAGUACCUGCUAUGUUUGUGCAACCCUUAAAUAGAUGCACACAUGGGACAUACUUGUUGCAACAAGUAAACUUCAAUGGAUUCUUUAAACUUCACAUUUUUUUGAAGCCUGGUUUUCUGUUUACCUCUUGCACCGUUACAGUCACUGGAAUUUUCUGCAUAUGUUUGCUUUCCCUCUCUAUGUUAAUGUAGAAAUAAACUUAUAAAGUUCUCCAUAUGAGAAUGCGGGUGGCAAGCUGGACUAGUUGCUUAGUGUAAGAACAGAUGGCUACGAGAGCAAAUUCUGGUAUCAUUAUGAAGGUUCAGGAUAAGGACCUGCCGUGAGGUCCAGGCAGGCACGACUAUAGCUGAAGCAGGUCUGUAGCUUGGAUUACAAAGAAGGACCAGUGACUCAUAGUCAGGGCAGUUGGUUCUAGAGUAGAGUUGUCCAUUGUUAAUGCUUGAGAACUGGGCACAGAGCAGAUUUUAAGAUUCUCACAGUUAAAGGGACAGUAAAGUCCUAAUUGGAUAUUCAUGAUUUAGACAGAGCAUACAAUUUUAAACAACUGUCCAACUGACUUAUUAUUUAAUGUUCUUCUUUCUCUUGUUAUACUUUGAUUAAAGGUUUAUCUAGAAAAGCUCAGGAGCAGCAAAGAACCUAGGUUCUAGCUGCUGAUUGGUGGCUGCAUAUAUAUACCGAUUAAAACCAGUAGUGCAUUGCUGCUCCUUCAACAAAUGAUACCAAGAGAAUGAAGCACAUUUGAUAAUAGAAGUAAAUUUAAAAGUUGUAAAAUUGUAUGUUCUUCCUAAAUCAAGAGAGAAAAAAAUUGGGGUUAAUGUCCCUUUAAGUAGGCACAGAGAUUUCCCUAAAAGCUAGUCUGUGUCCAACCAUUGAGGAUAAACAUUUGACAACUCUUCUUAGGACCAGUUUAGUCAAAUCUGUUGCUUAACUAGUGCUCUAGGGUUGGUCUGAGAGACUGGAGCAGUGUUUCUCAACUCCAUUCCUCAGGACCCUUAACAGGCCAGAGUUUCAUUAUAUCUUAACUAAAUCACAGGUGUAAUAAUCAUCUGAAGGGUGAGAGCAGGUUAGUAACCAUGGUUACUGAUCAGCUGAUUAUGUCACCUGUGCUGUAGUUAAGAUAUAAUGAAUAUCUGGCCAGAGUAAGGAUCCUGAGGACUGGAGUUGAUACACACUAGACUAGAGCAUUGUUGGUAUAAAACAUUUGACCACAAGGGGCCAAGGUAAGUUGACUGUUCAGCAAGUACAGUGUUACAGUUGGUGUCUCUUAAAUUCCUCAAAUUGCCUUAUAUGAGAUUCUUUUGGCAUGAAGUCUGGGAAGCUGACCAAAAGUAAUCAACUAUAAAACACUCUGUCAUUAAUUGUUCAGAAUAUUGUUUCCUUAAUUCUUUUGAAGAUGAUUAUAAGACACUUGUAAAUAUGUUUACCCAGAAUUUUAAAACCUAUUGUGUGAAGUUACAGGCACAAGAAUGCAAACUGAUGUAUCCGCUUUGGGUUUCUUUUUAAUAUCGCUGCUAAUAAAAUGCAUUUAUUUUCA
Bombina bombina (fire-bellied toad) is the source of this 4882-nucleotide messenger RNA. RefSeq names its product serine palmitoyltransferase long chain base subunit 2 (gene SPTLC2). The coding region runs from base 188 to 1870 and encodes 560 amino acids. Gene Ontology annotation, cellular component: serine palmitoyltransferase complex. The transcript is spliced from 12 exons. Gene Ontology annotation, biological process: ceramide biosynthetic process; sphingosine biosynthetic process. Gene Ontology annotation, molecular function: serine C-palmitoyltransferase activity; pyridoxal phosphate binding. Lineage: Eukaryota; Metazoa; Chordata; Amphibia; Anura; Bombinatoridae. The record is from RefSeq and is a predicted model, not a curated record.